Molecule: messenger RNA, 1376 nt
Organism: Oncorhynchus masou masou (cherry salmon)
Lineage: Eukaryota; Metazoa; Chordata; Actinopteri; Salmoniformes; Salmonidae
Gene: sfxn4
Product: sideroflexin 4
Exons: 14
Coding region: 173-1126 (317 amino acids)
Biological process (GO): monoatomic ion transport; mitochondrial transmembrane transport
Cellular component (GO): mitochondrial inner membrane
Molecular function (GO): monoatomic ion transmembrane transporter activity
Source: RefSeq, a predicted model, not a curated record
CGCUCCCUGCCAUGUGAUCAACUCCGGAAGUAAAUUGUACAUAACUUGACCUCGACACGUACAAUUCAAAUGGAGUUAUUUCUAAAUUUCUUUACAUAUUAAAACAAACAAAAUAUGUAACGUAUACACAAAUAAUUCACCGUGACUUUGUGGGUAGUCGUUGCUUUUUCAAAUGGAUAUUAACUUGCUUUAUUGGAAAAACGAGGGCAAGACAUUCUUCAGUCGACUACGCCUCUGGUUUAAUAUUCUUGACCCAAGUUCCUUGCUCUGCUCUGAUGCUGAAAUCGAAAAUGCCCACUCACUCAUUGGAAGUGUGGAGAGAAUGGUGCAAGAUGAAAAGGCUGGAGAUGCAGCAUGGGUACUUUCUCUUUCUUCUGUUCAUGCUGGUACUGGUGCUAUACUUCCAGCUGUUUUCCGUCCUCAAGCAUUUUUACCAAUAUCAGCCCCUUUGGUUGUUGCCAGCUUUUUGCCACACAGUGGAGUCAAACCGGCUCUAUUCUGGCAGUUUUUGCUUCAGAGUUACAGCGCUGGAUUCAAUCAUGCAAACAGAAACGCAUCUUCUGACAAGGGCAUUAAGACCUCUUUGAAGCAGGGUCUGUUGAUUGUCGGAUCAGUUGCAUAUGCAACAUGUGCAGGGGCAAUUCCUCAAAUAGUCAUACAGCGACUUAGCAUGAGCAGCCCAGCUGUCCAGAUGUUUUUUAGGUCCGUAUUACCAAUACCCCUCUCAGCCUCCCUGGCCUAUUUCAAUGUGGUCAUUGUCAGAAGUGAGGAGUCUGAGAAUGGAAUCCAGGUGUUUGAUUCCAAUGGGAAUUAUGUUGGAAUCUCUCAGGCAGCUGGAGCAAAGGCUGUGCGGGAGACUGCUCUCUCCAGGGCUGCUCUGUUAGGCACUACAGCUGCUGUUCCUAAUCUUCUUAUUUUCCUCUUGCAAAAGGCAAGGUUUCUGCAAAGGAGCCCCCUGCUGGUGGCUCCUAUACGUCACAUUAGCACUGCAAUCGUCCUGGGCCUGAUGAUCCCAGUGUCCUUCAGUUUCUAUCCACAGCUUGGAACGAUCAAAAAGGAAAAGCUGGAAAAAGAAUUAGAGACUGCAGCGGUAAGUGGUGAACUAUUCUACCACAGGGGCCUCUGAGGCACCAGCAAACAAGCUCUGCAGACUGCAGUGUGGGAGCAGGAGGACCAAAUCCGUGUGACUUCACUGACUGGGCAGCACGAGAAGUAACCUUUACGGCCACGGGAUGCAGUGUUGCUUCAUACACUAGGAUGAUGAAUUCAGUCAUAAUUAAUUACAAAUUGAUAAAGGAUGGAGUCCAUGUUUCGAUUCAGUUGAAUUUAAUAGCUGCAACUUGUAAGUGGAUGUAAAUUAACAAUGCACUGCAAAU